Messenger RNA from Zea mays, 2455 nucleotides. Its product is annotated as 2-isopropylmalate synthase B. Gene Ontology annotation, molecular function: 2-isopropylmalate synthase activity. Lineage: Eukaryota; Viridiplantae; Streptophyta; Magnoliopsida; Poales; Poaceae. The record is from RefSeq and is marked validated. Gene Ontology annotation, biological process: L-leucine biosynthetic process. The coding region runs from base 300 to 2180 and encodes 626 amino acids. The transcript is spliced from 12 exons. Gene Ontology annotation, cellular component: chloroplast.
GUCUGCUCUGCUCAGCUCAGGCGACACGGCGCGCUCCGUGCCGCCCACGAAACCUCAUCGGCGUCAUCCUCAUCAAUCCCUGCCUCUGCCGUCCGAGAUAACCAUGCUCCACGGUCUCUGACUCACCCCUGCAUCUUGCCGUGUAGCCUUCUUGUACAGCUUGGACUGGACUAGACUGGAGGUGGAGUGGAGCUUUUCCUUCUCCAAAAUCCAAAUCACCACAUCCCCCCAUUAAUUUAAGGGGUUUUUAUGUCCACCGCCGCCGCCAGCGCCAACUAAACCCGCGACGACGGUCGACCAUGGCGUCCUCGCUGCUCUCCUCCCCCGCUAAACCCACCAUCACCACCACCACCAAAACGACCCCGGCCCCAAGACCCGCCCGCUCCGCCCAUGUCCAUGUCCUCUCCGCCGCCCGCUGCCUCCGCCUCCGCCUCCGCGCGUCGUCGCAGCAUCCUCCGCCUCCGCCCACCCCGCGGUCGCGGCGGCCGGAUUACGUCCCGAACCGCAUCGACGACCCCAACUACGUGCGCAUCUUCGACACCACGCUGCGCGACGGGGAGCAGUCGCCGGGCGCCACCAUGACGAGCGCCCAGAAGCUCGUCGUCGCGCGCCAGCUGGCCCGCCUCGGCGUCGACAUCAUCGAGGCCGGGUUCCCGGCCUCCUCCCCCGACGACCUCGACGCCGUGCGCUCCAUCGCCAUCGAGGUCGGCAACCCGGCGCCAGGACCCGCCGGGGAGGAGGACGCCGUCCACGUGCCGGUCAUCUGCGGCCUCUCGCGGUGCAACCGGAAGGACAUCGACGCCGCGUGGGAGGCCGUGCGCCACGCGCGCCGCCCCCGGAUCCACACCUUCAUCGCCACCAGCGACAUUCACAUGCAGCAUAAGCUCAGGAAGACGCCCGACCAGGUGGUCGCCAUUGCCAGGGAGAUGGUGGCCUACGCCCGCAGCCUCGGAUGCACUGACGUCGAGUUCAGCCCCGAGGACGCCGGCAGGUCAAAUAGAGAGUUCUUGUAUCAUAUUCUAGGGGAAGUCAUAAAAGCUGGAGCUACGACUCUCAAUAUCCCGGACACUGUCGGAUACAAUCUUCCUUAUGAAUUUGGAAAGUUGAUUGCUGAUAUAAAGGCAAACACUCCUGGAAUUGAAAAGGCUAUCAUUUCCACUCAUUGUCAGAAUGACCUUGGUCUUGCGACUGCCAACACACUAGCGGGCGCUCGUGCAGGAGCACGGCAGUUAGAGGUUACUAUUAAUGGUAUUGGUGAAAGGGCUGGAAAUGCUUCUUUGGAGGAGGUUGUCAUGGCAAUUAAAUGCCGCAGAGAACUGUUAGAUGGUCUCUAUACUGGAAUCGAUUCCCGACAUAUCACUUUGACGAGCAAAAUGGUGCAAGAGCAUAGUGGACUUCACGUGCAGCCACAUAAAGCUAUUGUUGGUGCCAAUGCGUUCGCUCAUGAAAGUGGAAUUCAUCAGGAUGGGAUGCUUAAAUAUAAAGGAACAUACGAAAUUAUAUCGCCUGAUGAUAUUGGUCUAACACGUGCAAAUGAAUUUGGUAUUGUUCUUGGGAAACUCAGCGGAAGGCAUGCUGUGAGAUCUAAGCUAGUAGAGCUUGGAUAUGAAAUCGGUGACAAGGAAUUUGAGGACUUCUUUAAACGCUACAAAGAGGUUGCAGAGAAGAAAAAGCGCGUAACUGAUGAAGACUUAGAAGCGUUAUUGUCAGAUGAGAUAUUCCAGCCUAAGGUUAUUUGGUCCCUUGCUGAUGUACAGGCAACAUGUGGUACACUUGCUUUAUCUACGGCAACAGUGAAAUUGGUAGCACCAGAUGGAGAGGAGAAAAUAGCAUGUUCAGUCGGAACAGGUCCAGUCGAUGCAGCUUACAAGGCUGUUGACAAAAUAAUCCAGAUUCCAACGGUUCUCCGAGAAUACAGUAUGACAUCAGUCACAGAAGGCAUUGACGCAAUCGCGACAACUCGGGUUGUUGUCACUGGAGAUGUGAGCAACAACGCCAAACAUGCCCUGACUGGCCAGUCCUUCAACCGCUCCUUCAGCGGGAGCGGGGCAUCCAUGGACAUUGUGGUGUCCAGUGUCAGAGCUUACCUGAGCGCCCUGAACAAGAUCUGCAGUUUCGCUGGCGCCGUGAAAGCCAGCAGCGAUGUAGCUGAGACCGCAAGCGUCCCGAGCACAGAAUGAGCUUCCGUUUAGUUCACAGUGACAUGUUCAAAAUUUCUGGAAGGAUCUUCCAUUGAGCUUAGGACAGGCAGGAAGUCUUGGGGCCUAUGUAGUGUACAAUUUAUGUGUGUCAUAUCCCGUGCUCGUUGCCAGUUUGUAUUGUACCAUAUAUAAACCAUAGAAUAUGUUGCCAUUUAGAAGUCUGGCCAAGGUCAGCUGUAAUGAUUCACAUGCUUAUAGCCUGGAAACAUUAGACAUUGAAAACCCGAGCGGUGAAUAAAGGAUGCCCAAGGUAG